Molecule: messenger RNA, 1368 nt
Organism: Xenopus laevis (African clawed frog)
Lineage: Eukaryota; Metazoa; Chordata; Amphibia; Anura; Pipidae
Gene: neu3.S
Product: sialidase 3 (membrane sialidase) gene 1 S homeolog
Exons: 3
Coding region: 159-1343 (394 amino acids)
Source: RefSeq, a predicted model, not a curated record
ACUUGAUUGGUUGAAAUGAUCAGCUGAUCAAGAAGCCUGCACAGUGCAGUCCUGAGACUCAGAAGCAAAGAGCUGGGAGUGACUGGAAGUGACUGGAGACCCCAACAGCUGCCGGGAGGGUAACGUUCCUGAUUAACCUGAGUACUGAGCUGUACAUCAUGGAAGCACCGAGCACCUCAGACUCAGUGACUCUGUUCCAAACAGAAGAUAAUGGGGCUGUCCAUCGUAUCCCGGCCCUUCUCUACAUCCAGGAGCCCCCCACCUUUCUGGCCUUUGCAGAGAAACGUUCAUCUCCCAGGGACCAGGAUGCUCUGUUCAUAGUAAUGAGGAUAGGGGUAGAAAAGAAUGGAGUUGUGUGUUGGGAGAAUGAGCGAGUUGUGGGCAAUGCCAAGAUGUUGGGGUGUCGGACCAUGAACCCCUGCCCUGUGUAUGAUGUGAACACCAAGACCUUGUUCCUUUUCUUCAUCUGCGUCAGAAGAAACGUCUCUGAGAUGCAUCAGAUCCUGACGGGGAGGAAUGCCGCCCGCCUGUGCUGCGUUACUAGCGAUGACCUUGGCACAAACUGGAGUCUCCUGAAGGACCUGACGCAAGAGAUUAUUAGUGAUGAUCUCCGAAACUGUGCCACCCUGGCAGUGGGACCCGGGCACGGAAUCCAGGCACCUUGUGGGAGGCUGAUUUUACCCGCCUAUCUCUAUUAUAUCCACUGCCAUGUCUGCUGUAUUCCUAUCCCCCUCUGGACUAAGCCCCAUUCUUUUACAAUAUAUAGUGAUGACCAUGGCAAAAGCUGGCACAAAGGGCAAAUGCUCCGGAAUCAAAAGACCGUUGAAUGUGAAGUGGCCGAGGUUGCCUGUAAAAAUGGCUCCCGCCUCCUGUAUUGUAGCGCUCGCACGGGAAAGCAUUUCCGAGUAGAAGCAAUCAGCCAGAACCAAGGGUUGGGAUUCGCCAACUCGCAUUACUGCAGGGAACUGUGUGAGCCCCCCCAUGGCUGCCAGGGGAGUGUAGUGUGCUAUGAGCCCCUAGAAGAGGGUGAAGAAUUAGGAAAGACUGACAGUCAGUCCCUAACUGGGGAAGGCACCACUUCAUGGCUUAUUUAUUCACACCCGACCAGUAGCAAGAGGAGAGUGGACUUGGGCAUCUAUGUCAACAAGAGUCCAUUAAAGCCGAACAGUUGGACCCAGCCCUGGAUAAUUAAUGGGGGCCCAAGUGGCUAUUCAGACUUGGCAGUGUGCCAGGAUAGCCAAACCAUGGCAUGUCUGUAUGAGUGCGGAUUAAACGGCUGCGAGAAAAUUGAUUUCAAAAGGUUCACCCUCCAGGAGCUGAUGGAGAAUGUGCCAAGUGCUUAACUGGCAGAGUAAUUGCACUGCACCC